Molecule: messenger RNA, 3782 nt
Organism: Eriocheir sinensis (Chinese mitten crab)
Lineage: Eukaryota; Metazoa; Arthropoda; Malacostraca; Decapoda; Varunidae
Product: homeotic protein empty spiracles-like
Exons: 3
Coding region: 692-1780 (362 amino acids)
Biological process (GO): central nervous system development; neuron differentiation; brain development
Molecular function (GO): DNA-binding transcription factor activity, RNA polymerase II-specific; DNA binding
Source: RefSeq, a predicted model, not a curated record
UUUCAACGUUCCCUUACGCGUGGUCUCCGUUGAAGGAAAAAUAACUAAAAUGUUUUUGUAGACGUGUUAGAUUCGGCCUGUCACGGGAGGCUGUACUGGCGGCUGAGCGGGGCCUUGGCAGUCUCCGAAGGUGGCAAAGUUGUUGACUCUCGUCCCUCGCUCUGGCCACUGUUAGCGUGCGGCACACAGGGACAGGCUCUGAUCUGCGUUUAUUGGAUAGUGUUGUAAUUGUAAGAAUCGUCGCUCGUGAGAUAACAAUCCAUCCUCAGUGCGUCAUGUCACAGCCGCGACGGCCUGCGCGCGGGGCAUCGCGGCAACCAACAGGCUCAGCGCUCAAUCGGCAGUGGCGACGAUCGUGUGUGUGCGUGGAGGGCCGCCAGCCUCCUCCCGCCUGCCAUCGCCACGCCCCUCCCCGCCGCGGUAACACGCAGGCCAUUGGCGGAGAGGUGAUUGUGUGGGCGGCGCUGCGGCGGGGGGCGGGGCGGGCGGCGUUGGACACAUGGCAGGGUGACGGCAUGUGGAGGAGGCCGAGGAAUACUGGAGUGGCUACCCCGGGCCCGGCGCUGCUCGGCUAGCGUUACGUGGUGUACUGUGCUGCGAGGUGCCGCGCGCUUCUGCACGUGUUGUGUUCCCAGGCCUUGCGCCCUGUCCACCGUCCUUUCGCCGUCUGCUUCACAUGGGCGUCGGCUGAAUGAUGCCCUGCGACCCCCUGAUGAAGCCCAAGCUCGGCUUUUCCAUAGAGUCGCUGGUGGGCGGCAAGGUGAGCUCGGAGGGCCGCGGGUCGCCGCCGCUCGCUGACACCUGCAGCGACCGAGGCGUCUCGCCGCCCACCUCCAUGCCGCCCUCGCCCCUCUCCCCCGGCCCGCCGGCCUUCAGCGACCUGCGGGCGCCCCUGGCCAUGCGUGCCCUGCUGGACGAGUACAAGCCGCUGCCCAUCCAGCGGCCGCAGCCCAUCAACGGGGCGAUACAUAGGCCGUCCCAGGAGGUGAGUCUGCCGCCCUCGCUCCUGGCGGCGGCAAAGCUCCCGACGGGCCUCCCGCCCGCCCUGCUGCCGCACCACCUCAACCUGGCCGCCCUGCCGCAGUUUCAGGGGCUCCCCGGAACUUUCCCGCCGCAGCUGAAUCCCCUGAUGAUGGGCGGCAGCGGCCCCGGCCUGGCCGCGCACCUCCCCCGGGAAUACCCGCUGUACCCCUGGCUGCUGUCACGCCACGCCCGCGUCUUCCCGCACGGCCUGCCAAGCCCCGAGCAGCUGGCUUAUCUCCUACAGCCCUUCCGCAAGCCCAAGAGGAUCCGCACGGCGUUCAGCCCGAGCCAGCUGCUGAAACUUGAAGAGGCUUUCGAGAAGAACCAGUACGUGGUGGGCGCCGAGAGGAAGCAGCUAGCGCAGUCCCUCAACCUCUCCGAGACACAGGUCAAGGUUUGGUUCCAGAACCGCCGAACGAAGGAGAAGAGGAUCCAGCAGGAGGACGAAGGCGAGAACGGAGGAGAGUCGGGCGCGGGCAACGGCGAGGGAGGAGCGAGCGGCGGCGGGGGCGGCGGGGGCGGAGGAGGUGCAACAGGAGGUGGAGGCGGUGGAGGAAACUCAGCGUCAGGUGGAGGAGCUGGAUCCUCCUCCCCUGACAAGUGUUCUCCUUCCUCCUCCUCCCCCGACAGAGCCUUGAAGCGCAUGGAGGAGGAGGACGAGGACGACGAGAUAAUCGAAGAGGAUUCAGAAAACGAGAGCGGGGUGGAGGUGGGCGUGGGCGUGGGCGGCGGGAGGGUAGACCUGAGCACGGGCUGAGGUGUCGCUACGCCCUCACCUGAACCAUGUCAUCUCUACCCCGCCCCGCCCCACCCCGUCCCGCCCCCUUGCCCCGCUGAGGGUGGUGGUAGCGGUGGUGGUGGAGACAGUGAAGGGCGAGGCGUGUACAUUACGUAGUGUUGGCAGCAGAUGACAAAGUGAUGUGUUGUGCAGGCGAGAACAGUGCGUUGAGUUGUGCAAUGAAGGUUGAGGCAGCGGAGGACAGAGCUGUGUUGCGCUGUGUUGUGUUGUGUUGUGCAGCGGCGAACAGACUCUUGUGUUGUGCUGUGCUAUACUGUGCAUGACACUGCCGGGGCUCAGUUUGGCUGCUUGUCAUGGCUGGGCCCGCUAGUCACGAAUGCAACGAGGAGACGGAGAACCCGGCUGGUGGCCACGGCUACAAAUAUGAAUGCAGUGUAUCGGAGUGCAGGAAGCGUUCAGUCUCAGCGGGUGAUAUGGAGGAAAAUCAUAUGCCAUUUACUACACUCCGAUGCACCUCAGUGAACAGUAAAUGUGGCAAGAAGUGUUCGGGAAAGAGUUCAUCACAUGUUUAUGGUGUUUAAAGGAAUCCAAUGCCAAGUUUGUGGGUCUCGUAACAACAUGGUGGAGAGGGAACACACUGAAGACACUCUGGUCGAAGUAAAUCUUGUUCACUCAUGGGUCGAGGUGUUGCGGCCUCGUGUACCACCCAGAGCAAGGAAAGGUAGGACACCCGUGCCCCGCCGCCACCCUCAGCUCAGCACACAGGACCAACCACUCACGGACACAUUCCGCCCCCCUCCCCCUCCCCUCUCUCUGGUGCUGCUGAAGCGCCUCCCUCGCCACCCCCAAGGCAGCACACAGCAGCAGCCACUAACUGACACAUUCUCCUUUAGUUCUUCAGUGCGGUGCUGCUGAGGCAGGCCCCCGACAUUCCAGAUCGGCACCCAGCAACAGACCCUGAUGGACACGUUCCCGCCGCCAACCAGCAGCACCGCCCCCUCCCCCCCCCUUCACCCCUCCCUCAUAGUCUAAGUUCAUAAACACAUCGUCUUCCUGUUGUUUUGACGUACACGUUGGUGUUGCUUUGUUAACUCUGUGCUGAGUCAGAGUCCCGUACGUUAUCACACUGUGGUGUAUUGUGUAUCAUAUCACGGCGGCGGCCACACUCGAGGCACGCACACCACCACACCGGCGGCGGCUGAGUGUGUGUGUGCCGCUGCAGGCCAUCGUGCUAGGCUAAGUGAGUGUUGAUCACCAGUGCGGAAGCUUUACUACACUUCCUAUAAUGUACGUGUGAGCUGCAAGUAACGCAACAUAUAAUUCUGAAAGCCAAGUCGACCUAUGCAGGUUCCUCUAAUGUAAAUAUUUUCCUAAUAAUAACGAUCUUGAGUGCGUAGAAGACUCAAUCACGACAGCGUCUUCUUCAGGCUAACGCGAGGUUAGUCUGGAGACAGGCGGCAGCGGCGGCCAGGCGGCGGUGGUGCUUCACUUGUCCGCCAAGCGUCUUGCCUGUGUGGAACUGACAACCUUUUGAAGUCUCUCUGUCAACGUGGGCGUCUGCUUCCUAUUCCCUGUCGUGACCUUUGUGAGGUCACGUGUACAGGCUGAUGGAAGAUUGUCUCGACAAGGUGUGGUACAGACAUAGGUGGAAGUUUGUUAUUAAAAACUGAACAAAACAAUUAGCGCACAUUUCGUGCAUGUGGUCGCCAUCCCUCAGUGCUGCAAAGAAUCCGUCAGAUCUGCUGCCUCUGUGCAUCUCAUUUCUACCAACCACUUAAUGAUAUGUUGAUGGCCGGGCGCAGCCAGAGACAUCCCCGGCUGCAGGAUUCCGCCGCGGCAACGCCACCACCAUGAAUGGCUGGUAAUUAAUUCCUGCGGGGAACACCGAGGCGAAGCUGCCGAGCCCUGUGUCACGCCGGGACCAUGCCCGAACCAACCCUCAGUCCUACCACAAGUUAUGUAUACACACACACACACACACACACACACACACACACACACACACACACAGACACACACA